Messenger RNA from Drosophila grimshawi, 1341 nucleotides. It is a transcript of the gene Akr1B, whose product is annotated as aldo-keto reductase family 1 member B1. Lineage: Eukaryota; Metazoa; Arthropoda; Insecta; Diptera; Drosophilidae. The record is from RefSeq and is a predicted model, not a curated record. The transcript has 5 exons. Bases 206 to 1162 code for a protein of 318 amino acids. Gene Ontology annotation, molecular function: aldose reductase (NADPH) activity. Gene Ontology annotation, cellular component: cytosol.
UGUUAUCGAUAAAACUUGUAACGCAGCUCAUGUGUUUGUCGAAAGCUCCACAAUACUUUUGCCCGCCACUGGCUUAUAAAAGUGACAGACAGCUGUGUGCUCCGUGCAUAGUUUUUUCAGUUUUUGAGCCAAUUCGACGCAAGACGAAUUAGUUUACAUAUUUACUGCAAUCUCAACACGAACUGAGCACAUAAAGAAAUACAUUAUGGCUAGCGCCGUGCCAACGAUUAAAUUAAAUAGUGGUCACAGCAUUCCCAUCAUCGGUUUGGGCACCUGGAAUAGCCCUCGUGGUGAAGUGGUGCAGGCUGUUAAAACUGCCAUCGAUGUUGGAUAUCGUCACAUUGAUUGUGCCUUCGUCUAUGAGAACGAGGCUGAAGUCGGCGAUGGCAUCGAGGCCAAGAUAAAGGAAGGCGUUGUUAAGCGCGAGGAUUUGUUCAUCACUAGCAAGUUGUGGAAUACUUUCCACCGUCCCGAUUUGGUGAAGGGUGCUCUUGAAAAUACAUUGAAACUGUUGAAGCUUAAGUAUCUAGAUCUGUACUUGAUCCACUGGCCAAUGGGUUUCAAGGAGGGCAACGAUCUGUUCCCAGUCGACGAGAAAGGCCAAACUCUGUAUUCGCCCGACGAUUACGUGGACACCUGGAAGGAGAUGGAGAAACUGGUUGAGGCAGGCCUAGUCAAAUCAAUUGGCAUUUCCAACUUCAAUAAAAAUCAAAUUGAACGAAUCUUGGCGAUUGCCAAAAUUGUGCCAGCCACAAAUCAGAUUGAAUGCCAUCCCUAUCUAACCCAGAAGAAACUGUGUGAUUUCUGCAAAUCGAAGAAUAUUACCAUAACAGCUUACAGCCCGUUGGGCAGUCCGAAUCGUCCAUGGGCCAAACCGGGUGAUCCAGUUAUCCUGGAGGAAGAAGCUAUUAAGAAAAUCGCUCAGGCCAAGAAUAAGACACCUGGCCAAAUUCUGAUUCGUUAUCAGGUGCAGCGCACCAACAUUGUUAUACCAAAAUCGGUGACCAAGGAACGCAUCGAAUCAAACUUCAAAGUCUUCGAUUUCGAGCUGACACCCGAGGAAAUCAAAAUCAUUGAGAGUUUUGAGUGCAAUGGUCGUCUGGUGCCACUGAUAAAUCACCACGGUCAUCCUCACCAUCCGUUCGUAAAUGAUGAAUACUAAAUGGAGCUUAAUGUUUACAACUGUUCUACGCUAUUAAUCCCAUAUUUAUGUACUUAUGGUACAAUGAAAAUGAAAAAAGAUAAUGGAAAUAUAUAUAUAUACAUAUAAACAUAAAUAUGUUAUCAUAAUUAUGAUUCUAAAAUACUGUGAACUCAAAUAAACAAGCUUUGUCUUCGAAA